This is a messenger RNA of Mollisia scopiformis, 252 nucleotides long. RefSeq lists its product as uncharacterized. Bases 1 to 252 code for a protein of 83 amino acids. The transcript has a single exon. The record is from RefSeq and is a predicted model, not a curated record. NCBI's taxonomy places the organism in Eukaryota, Fungi, Ascomycota, Leotiomycetes, Helotiales, Mollisiaceae.
AUGCCUUCACAAACCUCAACAACGCUCGCCUCGCCCAUCCCUCGCCGCCGCUCACCACUGCUCACAAACUCAACUUUCGGAAGAGACGUAUCUCUCUGCCUCUCAAAUACACUGAACAUGAAGGCCAAGAGCCCAUACACCUUCAUCCUCCGCGAAAACGAGAACGACUACUCGCCCCCAGCUCCACCACCACCUAGUCCCGUCAACUUCCCCAUGGAGAGCUGGAGCACCGCUUGUUCUGUCCGAAGAUAG